Boeremia exigua is the source of this 1090-nucleotide messenger RNA. RefSeq names its product 3-hydroxyacyl-CoA dehydrogenase. NCBI's taxonomy places the organism in Eukaryota, Fungi, Ascomycota, Dothideomycetes, Pleosporales, Didymellaceae. The transcript is spliced from 3 exons. Gene Ontology annotation, molecular function: oxidoreductase activity, acting on the CH-OH group of donors, NAD or NADP as acceptor; NAD+ binding. The record is from RefSeq and is a predicted model, not a curated record. Gene Ontology annotation, biological process: fatty acid metabolic process. Bases 56 to 1015 code for a protein of 319 amino acids.
UGCUGUUUGAAUCUCACACGUUUUGCUUCCAAGACAAAUCUCUUCAGACGACAAGAUGAUUCCCGCAGCUUCAAGACAUGUCGCUCGUUCGGCAAGGCAGCAAUGCCGUGCCUUCAGCUCCACACGUUCAGUUGGCGCGGCCGCCGAAGUGAGGAAGCUUGGUGUCAUUGGAGCUGGCCAAAUGGGUCUCGGAAUAGCCCUCGUGGCAGCGCAGAGAGCUAAAGUGCCCGUCAAGCUGAUUGACAGCUCACAAGCCUCGAUCGAUAAGGGCCUCAAAUUUGCCGAGAAGCUGCUCGCAAAGGACGUUGGAAAGGGAAGAUUGUCACAGGAAGAUGCAGAUACCGCUCGCGGAAGACUCACCACCAGCACACAACUUGAGGAUCUCUCAGAUGUCGACUUCGUCAUUGAGGCCGUUCCCGAGAUCCCAGACCUGAAGAGCAAGAUUUUCUGGCAGCUAGCUCAGAUCUGUCCGCCUCACGCUAUUCUCGCAACCAACACAUCCUCUAUUUCGAUUACAAAGAUCGCUGCCAGCACAUCUAAGGAUCCCACCGACCUGUCUGCCUCCUCUCGUGUGAUCAGCACACACUUUAUGAACCCCGUCCCUAUUCAGAAAGGCGUUGAGAUUAUCACCGGCCUUCAGACUUCCCAAGACACCAUUGAUACCGCGAUCGCCUUCUGUGAGAAGAUGGGCAAGAUUGCUUCGCAGUCAGCCGACUCUCCAGGCUUCCUCGCAAACCGCAUCCUUAUGCCGUAUAUCAACGAGGCCAUCAUCUGUUUGGAGACUGGUGUAGGGAAGAAGGAGGAUAUUGAUAGCAUCAUGAAGAACGGCACAAACGUCCCAAUGGGCCCAUUGCAGCUUGCUGACUUCAUUGGCAUCGACACAUGUUUGGCAAUCAUGCAAGUCCUGUACAACGAUACUGGCGAUUCAAAGUACAGGCCCGCAGUCUUGUUAAAGAAGAUGGUGGACGCAGGGUGGUUGGGCAAGAAGAGUGGAAAGGGUUUCUACGAUUACUAGAAGAUACUUAGUACCCGUGAUGAUGAAAGUAGAUAGAUGGCUCUGCAAAAGAAUGCAAUCCUAGAUUUCGAAGAA